GCGGCGUCAUCUUCUAGGGAGCCGUGGCGGCGACAGCGACGGCGACGGCGCGUAGAUACUCACAGGGGCGGCCCGUAUCCCUCCGCCGCAGACGCGACCCAGCCCUCCUCCCCCUGGCCCUCCAAUCCCCGAGCCUUCCGACCUGCCCCUCGGCCUGGGCCCACCCCGCGCUCGGGCGGCCCCACCCCGGCGGCGCCGCCCGCCCGUCCGCCCGCGCGUCUCUCGGUCCACCUGCAGCAGGCAGUCCCUCCAGCUGUCCGACCCAGAGGCGCCGCCGAGCCUGAGGCCUGGGCUCUUGCUACCCGGCGGAGGGAUCCGCGCCGGCCGAGGAGGCGGUGCUGAGCUAAGAAGGAAGAGGCAGCUACGGCGGCAGCGGCGGCGGCGGCGGCUCGGGCGGCAGCGCAUAAAGGGGCCGCCGCCGGGUGAUGCGGUGACCGCUGCAGCUGGCUCGGGAGCCGAGUGGGCCUCGGCCCUCAGUCGGUCCCUGCGGACCCGUGCUCCCGGACUCUCCAUCUUCUCCGGUCGACCCGUGAUCACCGAGGCGGCCUCGCGCCCCCUCGCCCCUUCCCCAUCCCUCCCCUGUCCCCGUCCCCGCCCCGGGGGCUGCCGCCACCCGCCUCCCACGAUGGCUCUGAAGAGAAUCCACAAGGAAUUGAAUGACCUGGCACGGGACCCCCCAGCACAGUGUUCAGCAGGUCCUGUUGGAGAUGAUAUGUUCCAUUGGCAAGCUACAAUAAUGGGGCCAAAUGACAGUCCUUAUCAGGGUGGAGUAUUUUUCUUGACAAUUCAUUUCCCAACAGAUUACCCCUUCAAACCACCUAAGGUUGCAUUUACAACAAGAAUUUAUCAUCCAAAUAUUAACAGUAAUGGCAGCAUUUGUCUUGAUAUUCUACGGUCACAGUGGUCUCCAGCACUAACUAUUUCAAAAGUUCUCUUGUCCAUCUGUUCUCUGUUGUGUGAUCCCAAUCCAGAUGAUCCUUUAGUGCCUGAGAUUGCUCGGAUCUACAAAACAGAUAGAGAAAAGUACAACAGAAUAGCUCGGGAAUGGACUCAGAAGUAUGCGAUGUAAUUAAAGAAAUUAUUGGAUAACCUCUACAAAUAAAGAUAGGGGAACUCUGAAAGAGAAAGUCCUUUUGAUUUCCAUUUGACUGCUUUCUAUGAGCUCACGCCUCAUCUUCCCCUGUGCACAUGUUUACCUGAUACAGCAGUGCUGCGUGUUGUACAUACUUGGAACAACAAACUAGAAAUACUGUACUUCUGUACCAACAUUGCCUCCUAGCAGAGAAGUGUGUGUGUGACAAGCCAGUUCUCCAGGCGUAACCUAGGUGUGAGACUAAAAGCUUUCCUUUUUGACUUAAAUUUGGAUAACGGCAAGGUGAGGGGUGGUGGGUAUGGUGUGUGCUUGGAUGGGGAAGAAAAGCUCCACUGACCUGUAGGAGAUUGUUUUUAAGUGGAAUCCUUUUAAAUUCAAAACAGAUAGGAAAAGCAAGGCGAAGAACGUGAAGCUGUUUCUGUAUUCAUUUUAUUCCGAAGGACCUAUGUCUUAGGUGAAAGUUUGAGCAACCAGAUUAAAUUCUACCCACAUCCUGUAUUUUAAGGUCUAAGUUUAAACUGGUCAACAUUUAAAUGGAUUGGAGCUAUUAGUACAUAAAGUGUAAUGGGCUUUGUUCCCAACUCUUAACAUCUCCCCACCCUUUAACCCUCGUCCUUUCAGCCCCUUUCUCUCUUCCAUAUUCUUUGGUUUGUAUGUGGUUUCUCAGUUAAUACAUAGCUAAUAGCUCUUAUUUUUCUUAUGUUUUUAACUGCUUAGGUCUAUCUGGAUGUAAGGGUGAAAAUUCAUUUGAUGGAAAUACUUGUGUAUAUUUAAAGACCCAAUUGCUCCUCUGGAGCUUGUACGUUCAAGAAUGAUUAAUCUGUGUAAUAAACUGAUUACUACAGUCAUUACAUAUAAUUUUGUGUGAAUAGGCUUUUUGAUUUUAAGAACUUUACCUAGCUGAGAUUAGUGGUGGAUUUUCCCCCACCCCUGAAAUGUUUUCAUUUAUACUGGGUGCAUUUCGAAAUCAUGAAAUAAUUCCAGUUUACAUAGUAAAAAGAUACCUUGAAAGUAAUUUUAUUGACUAAGAUAGGGGCAUAAGCUUAAAAGCUUUUCCAUGAAACUUACAUGUGCAGUAUUCCAAGAAAAUGACUGUUAAACUAAGUAAGAAAUUUGCUUUAUUAAUGAAACUAAGCUGCAUUUCACCAAAACCUUGUGACAUUCUCUUGGUACAUAGGACAUAAAAUAAAGGCAUUGCUAUUUGGUAAGUUAAGCUUCUGUGAUUGUAAAAGCAACAUUGACGAAACCUGAGAAACAUGAGCACAAUCUUGUAUUGGGGAAUCUACAUAAUUACUUUGCACUAACAUUACAGGAUGUUCAUCCAAUUUUCAAUUGUACUGUAAUGUGGCUUUUUGAAGUCUUCCCUUGACUCUAGUAAAAUGUAGUUUGAAACUUGUAAACAACUGUGUUUGCCAGAAACAUCCUCCGUGUGAACUAGGCAAGUUACCUUUUUCCCCCUCCUCCUCUUAAUCUCGUUGUAAACCAGGCCAGCCUGAAGGCCAUGGCUGAUGCUCACUAGCCAUCACAUUCUUUCAAAUGCAUCUUUACACUCUUGCACAAAAACUGAGGAAUAAAUGUCCACUGCUUUUGGUUUUAAA
Messenger RNA from Rhinolophus ferrumequinum (greater horseshoe bat), 2691 nucleotides. RefSeq names its product ubiquitin conjugating enzyme E2 D2 (gene UBE2D2). The transcript is spliced from 7 exons. Gene Ontology annotation, molecular function: ubiquitin conjugating enzyme activity. The record is from RefSeq and is a predicted model, not a curated record. Gene Ontology annotation, cellular component: nucleus. Lineage: Eukaryota; Metazoa; Chordata; Mammalia; Chiroptera; Rhinolophidae. Gene Ontology annotation, biological process: protein K48-linked ubiquitination; ubiquitin-dependent protein catabolic process. The coding region runs from base 626 to 1069 and encodes 147 amino acids.